Molecule: messenger RNA, 5687 nt
Organism: Sardina pilchardus (European sardine)
Lineage: Eukaryota; Metazoa; Chordata; Actinopteri; Clupeiformes; Clupeidae
Product: protein unc-13 homolog A-like
Exons: 42
Coding region: 1-5379 (1792 amino acids)
Biological process (GO): dense core granule priming; synaptic vesicle maturation; neuromuscular junction development
Cellular component (GO): neuromuscular junction; synaptic vesicle membrane; presynaptic membrane
Molecular function (GO): phospholipid binding; calmodulin binding; diacylglycerol binding
Source: RefSeq, a predicted model, not a curated record
AUGUCUCCCCCGUUCGUGAGGGAAUCCUCGUCGCGACGCGUGUCACCCCGCGUCACCUCUCCCGGCGGCGGCGGCAGAGUCCGGUUGAGGGACGAGCACGCACCUCUAAUAGUGAACGUGCUAUUUUUAGCACUUCCGUUCGCUCUCCCCGGCUGCUGCAUAAAGAUUCCUGUGAAAAAAGCCAAGCUUGAUGGAGCCCAAGACAAGUUUAACACCUAUGUGACGCUGAAGGUCCAAAAUGUGAAGAGCACCACCAUUGCCGUCCGCGGCAACCUGCCCAGCUGGGAGCAGGACUUCAUGUUUGAGAUCAACCGGUUGGAUCUGGGCCUGACGGUGGAGGUGUGGAAUAAGGGGCUGAUCUGGGACACCAUGGUGGGCACGGUCUGGAUCCCGCUCCGCAGCAUACGCCAGUCCAAUGAGGAGGGCCCGGGGGAGUGGCUGACUCUGGACUCCCAGGUCAUCAUGGCCGACAACGAGAUCUGCGGAACUAAAGAACCCACGUUCCACCGCGUCCUGCUGGACACGCGCUUCGAGCUGCCGCUUGACAUCCCAGAGGAGGAGGCUCGGUACUGGGCUAAAAAACUGGAACAGCUCAACGCCAUGAGGGACCAGGAUGUGAGUUUCUCUGUUGAACAGGAGAGACCACUACCAGUGCCAAGCACACAAUGCUGUAAUUGGAGUCUAUGGGGAGACCAGCAAAACGAGGACCCAGACAGCGCGGUGGACGACCGGGACAGCGACUACCGCAGCGAGACCAGCAACAGCAUCCCGCCCCCGUUCUACACCACGUCCCAGCCCAACGCCUCCGUCCACCAGUACCCCAUGGGCACCAGCCACCGCUCCUCCACCCGCGACUCCUACUCGCGCUCCACCAACAGCUGCGACCUCGACUACGACCAGCAAAGGGGCAUCAGUCCCACUGGUAGCUACGCUUCGUCUGCGGAGCUGAGUCGCUGCAGCUCCCAGCUGAGCGAAGAGUUUGCCGGCGACUACGUUGAGCGAGAACUCUACGACGAGAACGACUCCUACCACUCCUGCCACUCGUCCGUCAGCUACAGCAAGGGCUCGCCCGACUGGGACCCCGACGAGACGCACGUGCCCGGUGCCUACUCGGACGAGGGUGGCUACAGCAAAGAUGGCGGAGAGGAAGGCGCACUCUACGAGGAGGAGGACGGCGACCUCCUCUACGGUGCGGACGACCUCUAUGAGGGCGAGGAGGAGGAGGUCAUGUACGAGGACGAAGAGCUGGACUACCCGCUGGACGGCACGCUCAGCGAGGACCAGGAGCCGCCCUACACGCCCACACCCACCGGCACCACAUCCAGGACACUCGACGUGCCCCCGGGUGGCACCGCCAACACUUCCGCUGCCAAUGCCGCCGCCUCUAGGCCCCCGCUGGAGAAACAGGCCUCCAUGCAUGAGCCCCACCCUCCACAAGGGCCAACUGCCCCAGGCCAGCCUCCGGCACAGACUCAGAACCAGAACCAGGGCCAGGGCCCAGGCCAGCCCGGACCCCCCCGCACUGCCCAGCCUCAGCAGCAGCCCACCAAGCCCCCCGCCCAGGCUGCACCACCACCACAGCCGGCCUCCACAGGCCCCAUCCCCUCCCCGGUGCCAGAGGAGCCGCGUGAACCUGUGGACCCUGCGGUCCGUGCUAAAGAGAACUGGCUAAGGAUCUUCAACAAGGUCCGCCAGCAGCUGCAGGAGGAACGUGGAGAAACCUCCCAGUCUCUGUGGUUUAAAGGGGGAAUGAUGGGAGGGGCGUUGUACAGUAUUGACAGCAUGCCGGACCUGCGCAAGAGGAAGGCCAUCCCACUGGUCAGAGACCUGUCUCUGGUCCAGAACUCACGCAAAGCAGGCAUCACCUCUGCCAUGGCCAGCAGCACUCUAAACAAUGAGGAACUGAAGAGCCACGUGUACAAGAAGACGCUGCAGGCUCUGAUCUACCCCAUCUCCUGCACCACGCCGCACAACUUCGAGGUGUGGACGGCCACCACGCCCACCUACUGCUACGAGUGCGAGGGCCUGCUGUGGGGCAUCGCCCGCCAGGGCAUGCGCUGCUCCGAGUGCGGCGUCAAGUGCCACGACAAGUGCCAGGACCUGCUCAACGCAGACUGCCUGCAGAGAGCAGCGGAGAAGAGUUCUAAGCACGGUGCGGAGGACCGGACGCAGAACAUCAUCAUGGUUCUGAAGGAUCGCAUGAAGAUCCGUGAGCGGAACAAGCCGGAGAUCUUCGAGCUCAUUCAGGAGGUCUUCGCUAUAGAGAAGGGAAUCCAUGGGGCACAGAUGAAAACCACCAAACAGAGUGUGCUCGAUGGGACCUCCAAGUGGUCCGCCAAGAUCAGCAUCUGUGUGGCGUGUGCACAGGGUCUGCAGGCGAAGGACAAGACGGGCUCCAGUGACCCCUACGUGACCGUACAGGUGGGCAAGACCAAGAAGAGGACCAAGACCAUCUACGGCAACCUAAACCCAGUCUGGGACGAGAGCUUCCACUUUGAGUGCCAUAACUCGUCGGACCGUAUUAAAGUGCGUGUGUGGGACGAGGACGAUGACAUCAAGUCCCGUGUGAAGCAGCGCUUCAAGAGGGAGUCUGACGACUUCCUGGGUCAGACCAUCAUCGAGGUGCGCACCCUCAGUGGAGAGAUGGACGUCUGGUAUAACCUGGAUAAGCGUACUGAUAAGUCUGCUGUGUCUGGAGCAAUCAGGAUGCACAUCAACGUGGAGAUCAAAGGAGAAGAGACUGUGUCCCCCUACCAUGUGCAGUACACAUGUCUACAUGAGCACAUCUUCCACUACAUGACGGAGGAGAAGAAUGCCGGGGCGGUGGUCAUCCCAGACGCUAAGGGCGAUGACGCCUGGAAGGUGUACUACGACGAGACGGCACAGGAGAUCGUGGACGAGUUCGCCAUGCGCUACGGUGUCGAGUCCAUCUACCAGGCCAUGACUCAUUUUGCGUGCCUGUCGUCUAAGUACAUGUGCCCGGGCGUCCCUGCGGUAAUGAGCACGCUGCUGGCCAACAUCAACGCCUACUACGCCCACACCACCCAGUCCUCCAACAACGUCUCCGCCUCGGACCGCUUCGCUGCGUCCAACUUCGGGAAAGAGAGGUUCGUGAAGCUCCUGGAUCAACUGCACAACUCCUUGAGGAUUGACCUCUCCAUGUACAGGAAUAAUUUCCCUGCCAGUAGUCCAGAGAGACUGCAGGAUCUGAAGUCCACAGUGGACCUGUUGACCAGUAUCACCUUCUUUAGGAUGAAGGUCCAGGAGCUGCAGAGUCCCCCGAGGGCGAGCCAGGUGGUGAAGGACUGUGUGAAGGCCUGUCUCAACUCCACCUAUGAGUACAUCUUCAACAACUGCCACGAGCUCUACGGUCGCGAGUACCAGACCGACCCGUCGAAGGCGGUUCCUUCUGAGGAGCAGGGCCCCAGCAUCAAGAACUUGGACUUCUGGUCCAAACUGAUCACCCUCAUCGUGUCCAUCAUUGAGGAGGACAAAAACUCAUACACACCCUGUCUCAACCAGUUCCCUCAGGAGCUCAAUGUGGGCAAGAUCAGCGCUGAAGUGAUGUGGAACAUGUUUGCUCAGGACAUGAGAUAUGCCAUGGAGGAGCAUGAGAAGAACCGUCUGUGCAAGAGUGCUGACUACAUGAAUCUGCACUUUAAAGUCAAGUGGCUCUAUAACGAGUACUGUAAGGAGCUGUCCACCUUCCAGAAACGAGUUCCAGAAUAUCCUGCGUGGUUUGAGCCAUUCGUCAUUAUGUGGUUGGAUGAGAAUGAGGAAGUGUCCAGAGAUUUCCUCCAUGGGGCCUUAGUGAGGGACCAGAAAGAUGGAUUCCAGGUGACGUCUGAGCACGCUCUGUUCUCCUGCUCCGUGGUGGACGUCUUCUCCCAGCUGAACCAGAGCUUUGAGAUCAUCCGCAAGCUGGAGUGCCCCGACCCGCAGAUAGUGGGCACCUACAUGAAGAGAUUCGCCAAGACAAUUGGCAAUGUCCUUGUAUCCUAUGCUGACAUCAUCACCAAGGACUUCCCUAAUCAUUGUUCCAAGGAGAAAGUGCCUUGCAUCAUCAUCAAUAACAUCCAGCAGCUCCGAGUUCAACUGGAGAAGAUGUUUGAAGCCAUGGGAGGAAAAGAUCUGAACGUGGAGGCCAGUGACUUUAUGAAGGAUCUGCAGGUGAAGUUGAAUAAUGUGAUGGAUGACCUCAGCCGAGUCUUUGCUGUCAGUUUCCAGCCCCACAUCGAGGAAAAGGUGCGCGAGAUGGGAGAUAUCCUGAGCCAGGUUAAGGGCACCAACGUCCCUGCCAACGGCAACGGCGCCAUCGCCGCAGAUGCAGACAAUGUGCUCCAGCCCAUCAUGGACUUCCUGGACAGCAAUCUGUCUCUGUUUGCUAAGAUCUGUGAAAAGACAGUACUGAAGAGAGUCCUUAAGGAGCUGUGGAAGCUGGUCAUGAACACCAUGGAGAAAACCGUUGUGCUGCCCCAACUCUCUGACCAAACGGGCACACAACUCAUCUUUAAUGCUGCCAAGGAGCUCGGUCAGCUCUCCAAACUCAAGGAGCACAUGGGACGAGAGGAGGCCAAAGCCCUGACGCCCAAGCAGUGUGCGGUCAUCGAGCUCGCCCUGGACACUAUUAAGCAAUACUUCCACGCGGGUGGAGUGGGUCUGAAGAAGACCUUCCUGGAGAAGAGCCCCGACCUGCAGUCGCUGCGCUACGCCCUGUCCCUCUACACGCAGGCCACCGACAAGCUCAUCCGCAAGUUCAUCCAGUCACAGCACACUCAGGUCUUCGGAGGUAAAGGGAAAAGGUACACAGCCAACGAGGAGACUUUACCAGAGAAAGCCUCAGGAGUGGAUGACCAGGUUGGAGAGGUCUGCAUGAAUGUAGAGCUCUUCACCGACCCAGGAAAUGGAGCCAACAAAAUCAACAUCAAAGUGGUGGCAGCCAAUGACCUGCGCUGGCAGACCCGUCCAUUCCGCCCGUUCGUUGAGGUCUACAUCAUUGGUCCUCACCUGAGCGACAAGAAGCGCAAGUUCGCCACCAAGUCCAAGAACAACGCCUGGUCGCCCAAGUUCGCUGAAACCUACCAGUUUACCCUGGGUACAGAGCUGGGCCCUGAGGACUAUGAGAUGCAGGUGGCGGUGAAGGACUACUGCUUUGCGCGUGAGGACCGUACGGUGGGCAUGACGGUGCUGCAGCUGCGGGAGUUCACGUCGCGAGGCAACGCCACCUGCUGGCUGCCGCUGGGGAAGCGCGUGCACAUGGACGAGACGGGCCUCACCGUGCUGCGUAUCCUCUCGCAGCGCAACAACGACGAGGUGGCCAAGGAGUUCGUCAAGCUCAAGUCCGACCAGCGCUCAGCCGAGGAGGGCCGUGCCAGCUAAGGGGCCGACCGUCGCCCCGGCAACAAGACCCCCCCCCCCAGCCAUGCCCCUCAUCUGAUGGACGGCCCCAAUGACCUUUGACCUUUCUUGAUGCCACUCCCCGAACUCCCCGCACCUUUUCGUCGCCCCUGAUUCCACACCUCUGGGUUCUGUUGGGGUCGGGGAUGGCACAGGACAAGAGGGCUCAAAAGGUCAUACCUGCCCCUGGUGACCCCUAGGGGUUGCCCCUGGCAACAUCCGAGAAUAUGUGCAAUACACACGUGAAUGCAGAUUCUCUAUCUCUCACACACACAUACAUGCACAUAUGG